AUGACAUCAGACGACGCGAACGAAGACGAUGCGCGUCGUCGGCCGUCAUCCGACGUCAUAGACGAGCUCGCGUCGCUGUUUUUAGAUGAAGAUUACGCCAAUCGCCGUCGCGUCGUCGACGACGCGUCGACGUCGAAGGACGACGCGAAUACGCCCGCGCGUCGCGGCGAGUCGUCGCCGUUGAUGCGGUCGUCGAGCGCGACGACGCCGGCGCGACGAACGGCGCCACCGGCGACGGUGCGCGGAUGGUUCUCCGAACUCUGGCGGUCGCUCCUCGCCGAGGACGACGACGAGUGGGCGGACGCGAGACGAGGCCGAGGAGGGACGCCCACGGGCGCGCGCGCGAUCGAAAACAUAGAUUUAGGAAUGGAACAAGAGAUGGAAGUGGUGCUGAGGAAGACGGCGACGCCGGCGUCGAGCGAGAGACUUCGAAGGACGUCGUCGUCGUUUGGAAAUCGAAGACGAAGCUCGGGGAGCGGCGGGGGGGGAUAUUUCUUUGGAGACGACGAAGAUGAGAUCGUGCGAUCGUCGUCGUCGUCGAGCGAUGAAGAGGUGAGCUCGCGAUUCGUGGCGCGCGAUUUACCGGAUGUUUUCCCGGGAAAAAAGGUGAUGACUGUCGGAGAGGGCGUGAUGGAUGAAAUCGCCGCAGAAUCGCAACGAUUGUGGGGAGCGCCGAACGCCUUCGUCACCGCGGACGAUUGUCGUCGAGCAGUGCGUUCGUUAGCCGAAGCCAAGGUGGUAUGUGCAGCUAUGGAUGAGCGUUUAGAGGCGUGGGUGGUGAAGACGCGCGUGCGCGACGCCGACGGCGAGAUGUUCGACGGGGAUGAUUUGUUAGAGUAUUGGCGCCGUCGCGCGAAGGACAUGUGUGAGGUAUUUUUGAAGACGUUGGUGAACGUCGGUGGUCGGCUCGAGAGCUGUUCGACGACGCCGAAACAUCGCGACUCGUUGUUGAGAGUCGUAGAAGGCUACGUGACGGGUGGCGUGCAGCGCAAACUUUUCAAAGUUGGCAUUCAUCCGAAGUUUGCGCGCGAAGACGAAUUCACCGCGAUUCGACUCGAGCAGUUGGCGUCGUUACCCAUCGAUGCGCUCGGCCUGGAGGUCGAACGAUACGCGAAGGUUGUCGACGACGAAGAUAUUAUCGCUUCACUAUCAUCGCUUGGCGAUUUGUCGAGUCCGUCGCACAUGGCAACGCGCCUCGUGGACGUCUCCACGCGCAUCCGUCAAGCGGGUGGCGACGAAGACGAUCCCAUGAACGCCGAUGAUUUACUUCUCGUCCUUUUGGCCCUCGUCGCUCGCGCCAAGCCCGAACGAGCGUAUUCGCUCGUCAGGUACGUUGAGACGUUUCACGCGUUGGUCUCCAACGCCCACAAAGGCGAAGAAGGUUUCGCGCUGGCGAAUUUCUCCGGCGCCGUGCGUUACGCUCGCGGCGACGCGUGCGGAGCCAUCAUCGAAAAGUCAUCGACAGCGCGAUUAGAACACACGCAGUAG
Molecule: messenger RNA, 1488 nt
Organism: Ostreococcus lucimarinus CCE9901
Lineage: Eukaryota; Viridiplantae; Chlorophyta; Mamiellophyceae; Mamiellales; Bathycoccaceae
Exons: 1
Coding region: 1-1488 (495 amino acids)
Biological process (GO): early endosome to late endosome transport
Cellular component (GO): early endosome; tubular endosome; plasma membrane
Molecular function (GO): SNARE binding; guanyl-nucleotide exchange factor activity
Source: RefSeq, a predicted model, not a curated record